AUGGACAACUCGUUGAUUAUUUCAUAUGUCAAUGCUCCACUUAUUGGAGUUAGUCAGUGCGAGCACAAAUUUGCAGACACUUGGUCAUGGGUGGAUAAAGAUAGAGCUUUAGAUGCAAAUUCUGAUGUUUCGUAUAAGAUCAUAAAUCCCGAAUUAGAUCCAAAGUUUAGCUUGCAGAAGACUCAGUUUGAUAAAAUGUCUGUAAAUGACGAAGGAUCCUUAGGAUCCCUAAGUUCCUCCUCGACGACAAAUGAUGCACCUAUUUCUCCCGUCUCUUCUGAGUCUUUGUUAGACCAUGAUACUUUCAAGCGCGAUGAAUCGCCUAAAUAUGGCUCGAAGAUGUCAAUACAUCAAGUUAUUCAAGACUCAUUGCUCAAAGGAACUAAGUACCCCAUAGAAAAGCAGUAUGAUGAAACGAUUCCUUUGAGAGUUAUGAAGCUCGCAAGAAUCCCCAGUACUACUACAGUUUGCCCGUUCAACAGAACCUCGAUCAGCGGUUUCCCCCAUAAGCAUUUAAUUGGACAAAUUGACCCCUCAAAUUCACCGUUCAUCCGACAGGCAUCCUAUUCUUCUUGUGGUGGCUUGCUUAACAGCCUCCCUGGAAUCUAUAUAUAUCCUGAUCAGGUCAUUAUGCCUGAGGAACUCAAAGUCCCUCCGAUUACUCAGUGUAACGGUAAUUGUUCUAGCACUGAACUCUCAUCCACGGAAAAGGUUGCUGAGCGUGUCUAUUCAGACAUAACCAAUUCUAAUGUAAAUCUCCAACAUGAAUUUGUGUACCCAAAUUGUGUAAAUGGAAUCCCAUUUACCUCCAAAAAGAGUGAUAAAAUUAAACGAAAAAAACACCCCAAAGCAUCCAAAGCCAAUUUUCUCAAAGAGCCCGAACGUGAUGGAUCACCAGAAUCUGAGUCAGGAGAGCCUGUCACCUACCCACCACCUCAAGGGAAUUAUAUCAACAAUGCUGUCUCUUUUAUGCCUUCCUUAAAUAGUCAUUCUGACGACAUGCCAGCUAACUGUGAUUUUGAUCCCGAUCUCGGAUCAGGAUUCAUGCUAGUGAUGAAUAAAAGGCAGAGAAGAAGGCAGCAUCAAGCUCAGCCACUGGCUGGCAAUGACUUUCACAGGAUCCGCAAUAUAUAUUCGAAUGGAUCAGAUCAGAAUUACAGUAGGAAUUAUCAAAAUUCUCAUUCUGUCACUAAUCAGCGCCUUUGGAACAAAAAUUGUAGCCGGCAUCCUUUCCACUUUGGAGAGGCAGAAGAGAACCCCAGGAGCAGCAUCUUGCCUGACCAAUCGGCGGAUAUCCCAGGUACCCACACCCGUCGAGGUAAUCCCGGGGCUCCGUCGAGGUCUCUGUCUGUUAACCAAACGCGGAGCUACAGACGCACGCCGAUACCCAUGGCUUCAACCACAAGGCACAUGACUGCACUCCGCGACUUCGUUAUGGCCGAAUGGAACCAGCUUACGCUAGAAUUAUGA
Messenger RNA from Protopolystoma xenopodis, 1470 nucleotides. NCBI's taxonomy places the organism in Eukaryota, Metazoa, Platyhelminthes, Monogenea, Polystomatidea, Polystomatidae. The record is from the annotation of a GenBank genome assembly.